Molecule: messenger RNA, 5633 nt
Organism: Dunckerocampus dactyliophorus (ringed pipefish)
Lineage: Eukaryota; Metazoa; Chordata; Actinopteri; Syngnathiformes; Syngnathidae
Gene: slc35e1
Product: solute carrier family 35 member E1
Exons: 6
Coding region: 21-1160 (379 amino acids)
Cellular component (GO): Golgi apparatus
Molecular function (GO): antiporter activity
Source: RefSeq, a predicted model, not a curated record
GCUACACUCCGCUGUGAAAGAUGGCUGCGGUGGAGCGGGCUCAGGUCAGGGAAGGCUUCCGGAUAGUUGUUCUGUGUGUGUGCUGGUACACAGUCAGCUCAGGCGGCAACGUCAUCAACAAAAUCAUCCUCAAUGGAUUCCCAUACCCGGUCACGGUGUCUCUUUUUCAUAUUUUCUCAAUUGUUGUCUUCCUCCCGCCGUUGUUGCGAGCAUGGGGAGUCCCCAAAACAGAACUACCAAGAAGGUACUACUGGUGGUCCAUUCUUCCUUUAGCUUUCGGAAAAUACUUUGCAUCGGUGUCGGCUCACUUCAGCAUAUGGAAGGUACCGGUAUCCUACGCGCACACCGUCAAAGCGACAAUGCCAAUAUGGGUUGUGCUCUUGUCAAGAAUCAUCAUGAGGGAGAAGCAGACGACUAAGGUGUACAUAUCUCUCAUCCCCAUCAUCGGCGGAGUGCUGCUGGCCACAGUGACAGAGUUGUCCUUCGAUGUUUCGGGUCUCAUCAGUGCUCUGGCUGCCACGCUCUGCUUCUCCUUACAGAAUAUAUUCUCCAAAAAGGUGUUGCGUGACACUCGGAUCCACCACCUGCGGCUGCUCAACAUCUUGGGCUUCAAUGCUGUCAUAUUCAUGCUGCCCACCUGGGUGCUGGUGGACCUUUCUGUCUUUCUUGUCAAUGAUGAUCUGUGGGACAUGUCAGGAUGGACCAGAACUGUUAUACUGCUACUCAUCAGCGGCUUCUGCAACUUUGCGCAGAACGUCAUUGCCUUCAGCGUGCUUAACUUGGUCAGCCCGCUCAGCUACGCCGUGGCAAAUGCGACCAAGAGGAUCAUGGUUAUCAGCAUCUCACUGUUUAUGCUGCGUAACCCUGUGACGCUCACCAAUGUGCUGGGCAUGAUGACGGCCAUUGUCGGGGUCUUCCUCUACAACAAGGCCAAGUACGAUGCUAACCAAGAGAAGAAACUGCUGCCAAGCAGCAAACAGGAUCUGAUGUCCUUUAACAACCCAGCAUUACAAAAGCUUCAGGCCAAUGGGUCAGUGCCUUUCUCCCAAGGUUCACAGCCGCAGCAGCACAGUUGGAACAACGUGCUAACCGACCACUUCCAGUACAAUCACCAGACCUACACGUCAAACUACAACAGCAACCACCAAUACGUGGUGUAAAAGGGAAGUCUGGGUUGCUCUCAUAGACAUUAGUUUGUGUGUGUGUGUGUGUGUGUGUGUGUGUGUGUGUGUAGAUGCCAUCUCAGCAGCAGUACUUCACUGGUCUGCUCUAAACAUGAGACUUCAAGUUCAGUGCUGUGCGCUCCACACAGGAAGAGCAAGCGAGACGGGUCUGUCAUGAAAGCGCCAGUGACUUGACUUCUCCCAUGCUCCUUCUUGUCUAAACCUUGCUGUGUGAUCCUGUCGAUCACUUUGGUUCUGACUGAUCACACAGCGCUCAUUUACAGAUGGUUAGUCAUGGAGAAAGCCAUCGUUUCACAACACACGCACACCAUUUUGUAUUUUUUUGAUUCACUUUCGAAGGAAGUGAUGUCAACUGUGACCUCACACCGAAAGUCUGCCAUGUUUCACGGUUACCGAGCAGAAUUUAGUGGGAAAGCCUUAUUAAUGUUUCGAGUUUAGGCUUGUAUUCUUCUUCGCUAAGCUGGUGUCAAGGCAAGAGGAGGCAUAAACUGUUGAAAUUCUAGUUUAUCCGAACAGUCUAAUAGGUCAAACAUGAUCUAUUAGCCCACACACACCCACAGAAAGCGUGCCUGUCCUAUUAAAUUUGAAAUAAGUGUGAGACAAGUUCUGAUAGGCGGAACAGUCAGUGACCAUUCAUAUUUUCUUACAGGGCAGCAAAUAAAGCCAUCUGUUGUCAGCAUUAGGUAGAUAUCUAAAACAAUAAUUAAAAAAUUAAGGUUUACAAAGUGUGUAGAUUCUCAGUCAUCCAGAUCAUGGUGAUCUGCAAAGGUUGAAUCGAGGCAACUGGAUUCUUGUUUGUUUGAAGUGUGGCGUCUCCCUGUUUGCUGUAUGUCCCUGAGGGGUGGCCACAAUGGCGUUGUUAUCAGGUGUGCCGGGUGAAAAACCGUCCUGCGUCGCAAUAGGUCGUUCGGUUGCUUGGUAGCAAAACGGCUCGUCGGUGGUCACUCUUCCUGUGGAAUGAGACAAUAUUUCCUCCAAUCCUAAGAUGGGUCCCCCAAAGAUUGUCUCAGGAGUCUGAUGGUCUCUGAACUGAAGAAACCUUUUGGAUUAAAGGUAAGUCAGAAGAGUCCAGUUGCCUCAGAUUCGAUAACCACAUCAUGCAUCAACAGAUUCAAACUGCAAGGAUGUUCUUUUUUUUUAUCCCUCUUUCCAGAGAAUCCUACGUAGGAGGUGUACUCCAGUCAUGAAAAUGAAUCAUGCUAUGCUGCACCCAUUACCUGCAGUCUUAUCAAGUGAAGUAUUUUGAUAUCGGUCAUUGAUAUUUAUUUAUCAUCAAUGCUUUUUAGGCAGAGUGGGAUAUCCUGUCUCCUGUCAGGCCAAGUGUCAACCUGAGCCAAAGCUGCUCUGUCCUAUAUUUCUUUUGUGUGUGUGUCAUAGAGGCCCAUCUUGAGUUUGCACAUAUUGAAAGAACAACAUGUUCAAGUAAGAGUGCGCGCUGUAGUGGUGCAGUCCCAAUGUUCUAAUUUCAACAGCUAGUCUGAUGUAGUCACUGGAUAGACCUGUAAUGGAAUCAAAGGUUUGGUUUGUGCAAUAAUUGAUGGAAGUAGAAGGACAAGAUUGUCAUCGAUUACAUCGAUCGUGUAUUUAUUGAAAACCGACAAUGAACAUUUCAAAGCAGCGAUUUAAAGCAUGGUUCAAGUUUUUCUACUACUGUUUUUCAUUUACAUACUGUGUAUUUCAACAGUUUUUUUUGGAAUAUGCAUUGUCAUGUUGGUGGUGAGGGGACAAAAUAUUUCUGCAAGGAACUCAAAAUAUUGUUUAUUCACCAGUAGGGUUGGGCAUCGUUUGAAUUUGAGCGUUUCCGCUUCCGAUUCCUCGUUUCGAUUCCGGCUCCUAACGAUUCUCGAUUCUGAUUCUUUUGAGUUAGGGUCAUAAAAGUUUGCAUGGUUUAAAUGAGGGCGCUAACCAAAGUUCUUGGAUGAAAUGUCUGAAUGUCUCCAUGAUUGAUUUUAAAUUAUAUGAACUUUUUAUGAAUUACUUUACUAUGAAUUUCUCACAAGGCUAUUUUCAGCCUCUAUAUAAAUAUCAAACCAUUGAUCUUGAACAUAAAUGUUUUGAAGUCUCUUUACAUAGGAGUACAUGUUCAUUAUUUAUACUGUAUAUAUGUUUGGAAACCUGAUGAAAAGAACAAUUACACACAUCCUGUUGUUGAUGUAUUGGAGAGUGACUUAUGAUGCAGAAUAGACUAAAUCUUACUGAGUUCCUACUAACCUGCAUGCUGAAUAUCAAACAAGUACGGUGAAUGGAGCAACACUUAACGCGGGGUCUGGUCAACUUCCUGGCUGAAGGUAGCAUUAACGUCAGGUCGUUUUGUCUAUGAAAAAGUACACAGCCUUACGUUAGCUGGAGUUGGCCACCGUAUUCGCAGUAUAAAGUAGAAUUUAUUUGCUGCUUCAAUGUUGGCAGAUGAUCGACAUAAUUUAUUGUUUUACUUUCCUACCUGGUUGGUUGAAAGAAGUCUGGUGUAGCGUGUCAAAAACAGGGCACACUGUACACCGUGAAUCCGGAGGUGUUGAAUCAUGUUAGUGGUGUGGUGCACCCUCCUUUGCAUUUGAUGCCGUGGCACUGCACCGGCCAUUCUUUUUUUUUUUUUUUUUUUUUCAGAAUUUCAGCCAAACUUUUGAGCGCCGUCGCACACUCUGUCCAGCCAUCCAUUUUCGAUGCCACUAGGUUUGCACGCUAGGUUUGCAGGGGUAUGUUUGAGCCUAUCUGUCGCGCACUGGCCAUAGUUGAAAUGAAUGAAAACGAACUUCUUUGUUGGUGUUCUUCGGACAUUUUUUCCAGUCGGCGGAACUAGUCAAUCACCAAAAGUGGGAACCGAACUUGUAAAAAAUGAACGAAUCCGGGUGAAUCGGAACGUUAGUCCCGGUUCCCAUCGAUGCGCGAUGUCCAACUCUUUUCACCAGACAUGAUGGCUUCUUGUUACUUCUUUAUUAUAUUGUGUCGGUACCACUGCUGCAGUGUAUGGGUACAUAUUGGUAAAACACUCCACUCGAUACACAGGAUUUGAAUAAGUCAGUUUAUGUCUCAUAUGAUUCCUCUACCAUGGAAAAUUGUGUCAUAACCAUAGCCUGAAAGUGACAUAGUGCAGAAGCGAUAUCAAAAGUUCAGCCCUUACAAUGAUUUGCAUUGGUGUACAAUUGCACUUCAUGAUACAUUUCAAGUAUGAUGCCGUUUUUCAUAUUUUGUUUACCUUAUUGGCAACAUUACUACUGCAACAUACAGUAUAAUAAACGACGUUCAGCAUGAUGCAGUGCAGUAUACACCACAGUAAACUACAAUCACUAAAUCAAAAGAUUAAUAGCUCAUGCAUAAUGUUGUGGUCAGCGGUUGUACAACUGUUUGCACGAAAGGGAAGCAUCAAUCAACAAAAAUAGCCACACAGUAAGUUGAAUUGAAAGCUCUCAGAGACAAUGUGCUAAUUAUUUAAGUAUCAAGUGUGUUUAGUCAUACUCAUGUUAGAAAUCCCCGUAGGGCAUAUUUGCAAUCAACUAUUAAAAUAUGUAAAAGACAGGACAUGUUGAUUGUCAAGACAUGUUUUAUUUGGAAGGAAAUCAUGCAUUCAUUGUGGCCCACUAUGUAUGAGGACAUAAACUACUUGCAAAAACCUUGUUCUGUUGUGAAUUUUGCUGUUCAGCUACAUGCUGGAGAACAGGAAGUUGUGCAAAAGUAGUGAAACAUUGAACGGUUGGACGUGUGUAUUCAAAAGUUUAUAGAUCAAAUUGAAUUCUCCUGUCAGGGUUACAGUAUAGUCAUCUCAAAAGUCGAAUAUCUACCUUUUCUUGUGUAAUAGUGUAUCCUGUAGGUACUGUGCAUUUUGCUAUGUAAUUUCUCACACUGCAUUCAUUUGUCAGUAAAAAAAAAAAAAAAAAAUGCUUGUGGCACCAACUAAGAAAUGACACAUUGUAAGCGACGUGUUGGAUUGUAGUGUUUGCUCUUUCUCAUACUUGCUGAAGGUAGAAGCUUGUCAGGUUAAUUCUCAGCACUUUGCGUUGAUUCUUACUUGCUCAUAUCACGUUUUGUUCCUCGGUCGUGUUGCCAAAAGCAAAGUGUGCCACAGGGGUGGAAGCCUUGCCUUGUUGAACUUGAUGAUACUUUCUGAUUGUCGGGAUCAAGCUGGCUGUUUAUUUGAGUCCAGUGGACACUGCUAGAGAACUAAACUAAAACCAUCAGUUAUUUUGUGUGUGUGUGCGUGCGUGUGUGUGGGGUGGUGGAUUCACUGGGGUGUACAAUACAUGUCAAUAAGGAAGGGGUGAUAACUUUGUAACACAUUGUAUGAUUAUUAUUUUUGUGUGUCUUUAAGAAUUUUUACUCAAGUAAUGUUUAUAGAUUUUUAUUUAUGGUUGUCCUGGUACAAAAUAUUCAGCGCUGCAGCUACAAACAAUUGUCGCUGCCUAUGAUUUAGAAAAUGCUAUUUUUAAAUGUUGGAAAAAAAUAAAUACAAUACUG